Messenger RNA from Knipowitschia caucasica, 963 nucleotides. NCBI's taxonomy places the organism in Eukaryota, Metazoa, Chordata, Actinopteri, Gobiiformes, Gobiidae. The record is from the annotation of a GenBank genome assembly.
AUGGAGAGUGGGCGUGGCCGGGACGUCACAUGCAAGGGGUCAAUAGACACGCCUCCUAUAGACACGCCUCCUAUAGGCACAGCUCUUAUAGACACGCCUCCUAUAGGCACGCCUCCUAUAGACACGCCUCCUAUAGGCACAGCUCUUAUAGACACGCCUCCUAUAGACACAGCUCCUAUAGACACAGCUCCUAUAGACACAGCUCCUGUAGACACGCCUCCUAUAGACACGCCUCCUAUAGACACGCCUCCUAUAGACACGCCUCCUAUAGGCACGCCUCCUAUAGACACGGAUCCUAUAGACACGGAUCCUAUAGACACGCCUCCUAUAGACACAACUCCUAUAGACACGCCUCCUAUAGACACAGCUCCUAUAGACACGGCUCCUAUAGACACGGCUCCUAUAGACACAACUCCUAUAGACACGCCUCCUAUAGACACAGCUCCUAUAGACAUGCCUCCUAUAGACACAACUCCUAUAGACACAGCUCCUGUAGACACGCCUCCUAUAGACACGCCUCCUAUAGACACGCCUCCUAUAGACACGGAUCCUAUAGACACGGAUCCUAUAGACACGCCUCCUAUAGACACGCCUCCUAUAGACACGACUCCUAUAGACACGCCUCCUAUAGACACGCCUCCUAUAGACACGCCUCCUAUAGACACGCUUCCUAUAGACACGCCUCCUAUAGACACGGAUCCUAUAGACACGACUCCUAUAGACACGCCUCCAAUAGACACGCCUCCUAUAGACACGCCUCCUAUAGACACGCUUCCUAUAGACACGCCUCCUAUAGACACGCCUCCUAUAGACACGCCUCCUAUAGACACGCUUCCUAUAGACACAGAUCCUAUAGACACAACUCCUAUAGACACGCCUCCUAUAGACACGCCUCCUAUAGGCAUGCCUCCUAUAGACACGCCUCCUAUAGACAUGCCUCCUAUAGACUCAGCUUUCAAGUAA